Lolium rigidum is the source of this 1170-nucleotide messenger RNA. RefSeq names its product SNF1-related protein kinase regulatory subunit gamma-like PV42a. The transcript has 4 exons. The coding region runs from base 160 to 1170 and encodes 336 amino acids. The record is from RefSeq and is a predicted model, not a curated record. NCBI's taxonomy places the organism in Eukaryota, Viridiplantae, Streptophyta, Magnoliopsida, Poales, Poaceae.
GAGCGCAAGGUGCUGGAGCUGGCGCGCGCCAAGCAGCGUCUGGUGGAGGUCCCCUACACGGCCACGCUGGCCAACGCGGCCAACGCGCUCCUCGCCGGCCGCGUCUCCGCCGUCACCGUUGCCGCGCCGCCCGGCCACUGGAUCGGCGCCGGCGGGUCCAUGAUCGUCGAGUCCGACCCCGCCACCGGCGUCGCCCGCAAGCACUACAUCGGCAUGGUCAACAUGCUCGACAUCCUCACCCACAUCGCCGAGGCCGGCCACGAUGAUGAUGCUGCCGCCGUCGGGAAUGGCCAGGCCGCGCCGCCGGAGGCCAUCGACCUUGACAGCCGCAUGUCCGUGCCGGUGUCCUCCGUCAUUGGCCACUCCCUAGAGGGCCUCACCCUCUGGACGUUCCACCCAAACACAAGCCUGCUGGACUGCAUGGAGACGUUCAGCAAGGGCGUGCACCGCGCGCUGGUGCCGCUGGAGAGCUCGGCGGAGAACGUGGUGGCGGUGGAGCUGGUGGAGUCCGCGCCCGUGUACAGGAUGCUCACCCAGAUGGACGUGGUAAGGUUCCUGCGCGCGCACGGCGCCGAGCUCGGCGGCGUCCUGUCGCGCACCGUCCGGGACCUCGGCGCGGCUAGCGAGGCCGUGCUCGCGGUGGCGAAUCGCACCAAGGUGAUCGAGGCCAUCAGGACGAUGCGGGCGGGGUCGCUCACCGCCGUCCCAGUCGUCGACGCCCCCGUUGACGCGUACAUCCUGCAAGACGGGAGAGGGAAGAAGGUGGUGGAGACGUUCUCGGCGACGGACCUGCGCGACUGCCCGGUGGCACAGCUGCGGUCGUGGUUGGGCACCACCGUGGCGGAGUUCAAGAAGAAGGUGGCCGAGUACCGGCGGGAUGGCAGCAAGCCACUCGACGCGGCGACCGGCGUCCAGGCCACUGACGACGGCGAUACCGGCACCACCAAGCCGCCGCGGCCGCGGGAGAUGGUGACGUGCUCCAUGGACAGCACGCUCGGGGAGGUGAUCGAGAAGGCGGCGGCGAGCCACGUGCACCGCCUGUGGGUCGUCGACGACGGCGAGGAGGCACUGCUGCGCGGGGUGGUGUCGCUGACCGACGUGCUCCGGGUGGUCAGGGAGGCCGCCCUCGACGAGGACCGGGAGCUGCAGAACUUUGUCGUGCUAGAGUAA